Electrophorus electricus (electric eel) is the source of this 3152-nucleotide messenger RNA. It is a transcript of the gene unc45b, whose product is annotated as unc-45 myosin chaperone B. The record is from RefSeq and is a predicted model, not a curated record. Lineage: Eukaryota; Metazoa; Chordata; Actinopteri; Gymnotiformes; Gymnotidae. Gene Ontology annotation, molecular function: Hsp90 protein binding. Gene Ontology annotation, cellular component: cytoplasm.
UAUAACUUGGGCGUCUGUUGCACUGAGAGUAAAAAACUAGGAGCACCUACAAUCACUUGGUCAACCCUCACAGAACUGAGUUUGAACAGAGGAAACGACUUGCGCCAAUAACAAUGGGUGAAAUGGGGGAUCCAGUCCAACUGAAAGAGGAAGGCAACAAACACUUCCAGGCAGGAGAACUUGACAAAGCCACUGAGUGUUAUACCAAAGCCCUUAAAGUCUGUAAAGACAACAAAGUGCAGGCCAUCAUCUACAGAAACAGAUCAGCUUGUUUCCUGAGAAAGGAAAACUAUACCAACGCAGCUUCAGAUGCCUCCAAAGCCAUAGAUGUGGAUUCCUCGGAUAUAAAAGCACUGUACAGACGUUGCCAAGCACUGGAGAAACUGGGGAAACUGGACAUGGCCUUCAAGGACGUCCAGAGAUGUGCAACACUGGAGCCUAAAAACAAGACCUUUCUGGAAACUCUCAGGAGACUUGGAGCUGAGAUCCAACAGAAGUUGAAGACCACUUUCUCAACAGACUCCAGAGUCCAGGGCAUGUUUGACAUUCUGCUCAGUGAUGAGGCAGAUAAAGACAAGAAAGAAAAGGCGGCUAACAACCUUACUGUCCUGGCUCGAGAAGAUGCAGGCUCAGAGAGAAUCUUCCAGAAUAAUGGAACAGCUCUGCUCAUGAAGCUGCUUGAGACCAGAGAAGUCGAGAUGAUUCUGGGUGCUGUCCGAACCCUGUCAGGAAUGUGCACUGGCCACCGAGCACGGGCCAGUGCUAUCAUCAACAUGGUGGGGGUUGACAAGCUGUGCAGUAUUAUGGCCAUGGACAACGAGGAGAUCGCCCUGGCAACCUGCAACUUGUUCCAGUGUGUCUACGACUCCUUAACUGGGGGAGACACCAGAAUUUAUGGCAAAGAGGAGGCCCUCGUGCUGGACACAAACAGGGAUCUGAAGACCAUUCUGCUUGCACUGCUUGAGAUGAUUGGCAGUAAGAAGGUGUCAGGACAUGGGAGAGACCAGGCUCUCAACCUACUGAGCAAGAAUGUGCCCAGGAAGGACAAAAGGAAUACUGAUAACUCCAAGACCCUGUUCACUAUUGAUAAUGGCUUGAGAAAGAUCCUGAAGGUUUGUGGUCAGAUGCCAGAUCUGCCCAAUCAGUUGCCCCUGACAGAGAACACACAGCUUAUUGCUAGCGUGCUCCUGAACAAGCUCUACGAUGACCUCCGAUGUGAUCCUGAGAGGGACAACUUUAGGGAUAUCUGUGAUGACUACAUCAAGAGUAAGUUUGAUCCAAAUGAUAUGGACAAGAACAUCCAUGCCAUCAAUGCCCUGUCAGGGCUGCUUCAGGGGCCCUUUGAUGUGGGCAACAUUAUUGUGGGUCGUCAAGGUGUGAUGGAGAUUAUGGUAGCUUUGUGUGGUUCCGAGCGUGAGGUAGACCAGCUAGUGGCUAUUGAAGCCAUCAUCCAUGCUUCCACCAAAAUGAGCAGAGCUUCCUUCAUCAUUUCCAAUGGAGUUUCUCUGCUCAAGGACAUCUACAAGAAGACCAAAAAUGAGAAGAUCAAGAUCAGGGCACUUGUGGGCUUGUGUAAACUGGGCUCAGCUGGAGGUGAUGAUUACAGCAUGAGGCAAUUUGCUGAAGGCUCCACUGAGAAACUGGCCAAACAGUGCAGAAAAUGGUUGUGCAACCCCACCCUUGAUGUUCGCACGAGGAAAUGGGCAAUUGAGGGUUUGGCAUAUCUGACCAAUGAUGCCGAUGUAAAGGAUGACUUUGUUGAAGAUGAGCCAGCCAUGAAAGCCAUGUUUGAGCUUGCCAAGUCCAAAGACAAGACCAUCCUGUAUGCUGUUGCCUGUACACUGGUGAAUUGCACCAACAGCUAUGACAAGAAGGAGAUCAUCCCUGAGAUGGUGCAGCUGGCCAAGUUCUCCAAGCAGCACGUGCCAGAGCAGCACCCCAAGGACAAGAAGGAUUUUAUUCAGAAAAGAGUUAAAAAGCUCUUGAAGGCUGGAGUGACAUCAGCACUUGCAGUCAUGGUCAAAGCUGACAGCUCAGUCCUGACUGAUCAAACCAAAGAGAUGCUUGCAAGGGUCUUCCUGGCCUUGGCAGAAGACGCAAAGGAUCGUGGUGCAAUUGUUGCCCAAGGCGGUGGAAAGGCUCUAAUACCUUUAGCUCUGGAGGGAACUGAAACAGGGAAAAUAAAGGCCUCCCAUGCACUGGCUAAGAUUGCUGCAGUCUCCAAUCCUGAGAUUGCCUUCCCUGGAGAGAGGGUAUAUGAAGUUGUACGUCCCUUGGUUAAUCUACUGAACACAGAGAGAGAUGGUAUCCAAAACUACGAAGCCCUGAUGGGACUCACUAAUUUCGCUGCCCUGAGUGACAAGCUUCGAGUGAAGAUCCUGAAGGAGAGAGCUCUUCCAGAGAUUGAGAACUACAUGUUUGAGGAGCACGACCAAAUCCGACAGGCUGCUGUCGAGUGCAUGUGUAAUCUAGUGUGCUGCAAAGAGGUUCAGGAGAGGUAUCUUGAGGAUGGCAAUGACAAGCUGAAGCUUCUUGUGCUCCUUUGCGGUGAAGAUGAUGAGAACAUACAGAUAGCAGCAGCUGGUGCACUGGCUAUGCUCACUGCAGCACAGAAAAAGCUUUCUGUCAAGAUGACCAAAGUGACUGAGCAAUGGCUGGAGAUCAUGCAGAGAUUGUGUCUCCAUGACAACCCUCAAAUCCAACACCGGGGCUUUGUGACUGUGUUCAACAUGCUGGAUUCUGAUGAAGUGGCCAAGAGAUUGAUUGAAAGCGAGAUGCUGGAGAUCAUGUCCUAUUUUGCCAAGCAAGAGGACAACGCCAAGAGGCAGGCGUGCAUCGAUGCAGCACGGGCCUGUGUGUCCAAAGCCAUGGAUCUUGGACUUAUCAAGCCCUUCACACAAUAAGUCAGUGCGAAGCCCUGAAAUUAGUAGCGAUAAAAAGAGGCCCUCUGAAAUUGCUCUACUUUCUGGGAAAGUAGAGCUCUACUUUCUACUCUUUUCCCUCUGUAUGUAAUAAUAAUAUGACUGGACUGAGAGAUAUGAAUCAUUCGUGUGUGUUUCGUAGUUGUUUUUUUUUUUGCUAUAUGAUUUCUGUUUCCAUGUGAUUUACACUGUACCUUCAUGAAAAUAUAGUUUGUUUGUUUUUUGGCGGGG